This is a messenger RNA of Struthio camelus australis, 1662 nucleotides long. It is a transcript of the gene REELD1, whose product is annotated as reeler domain containing 1. Gene Ontology annotation, cellular component: membrane. NCBI's taxonomy places the organism in Eukaryota, Metazoa, Chordata, Aves, Struthioniformes, Struthionidae. The record is from RefSeq and is a predicted model, not a curated record.
GACAGACACACUUGUGGACUGCAGCUGCCAGAAGUCACUGCUUUCAAGUUAACUCGCCUGUUGUUUUACUGAUGUAAGAUGGAGGAUGGAAGGAAAGUCCACGUAGAUAUCAUUGGAUGGGCAUGCACAACCCUGUGCUUGGUUUCAUAUGCCGCUGCCUUCUCUCAUGGAGCGAGUCUUUCUGCCUGUACUGACAUGAUGCCGAGGCACAUGAGAGCUCAGCUGCACAGUCCCAGGAACAACUACAUUACCAUCCACACCAAUAUGUCCUUCUUCUUCCCAGGCGACAAGGUACCAGUGACAGUGAGGAGCAGCCGGGAUUUUAUGGGCUUUUUGCUUCAAGCUCGCAAGGUGUCUAAUGAUGAAAUUGCUGGCACGUUUGUUUUCAUUCCUCCUGGCUCCAAACUGCUGACUUGUUUUGAAGAUGGUGAUACUGUCACCCACUCGGACAAAUCACUGAAAAGAAACUUGUCCUUUGUGUGGAAAGCACCAGACCAGCCCAUUGGAGACAUCAAGUUUUUCAUAUCUGUAGUCCAGUCAUACUUUGUUUACUGGGCAAAGAUUGAAUCUGCUACUGUGGCUCAACAAGUGCAAAACAAAACAUCUGCUGAGAGCCAUCAGAAGGCCAAGCCUCUAACCCCUGCACCCUUGCAAGAACUCACUGACCCACAAGUAACAGGUUCUGCCUCUCCCACUGCGAUGACCAGCUUCCCUCAAUACACAAACACCCUGCCUGGGGGGCUGACUGGCACUGCUGCGACAGAAGUACUGGAGGCAGGUUUUGGUGUCCAGACCGAUACACAGCCUGGUGCUGACCCAAAACUGUUGUCUCGGACUUUGCUGGGUGCCACGGCCUUGGCUGCAUCCAGCAGAAUUGGAGGAAGUAGCAAUUUCAGUGGUCAAAGGCUGGAGCCAUCACUUGCUUUCCAAGAACUGGGCAUCCCAAGCGCUUUGCAAAGUUUCCUCUUCCAAGACUCUUCCACCAGCUACAGCACCUCUGACGGAACACAAAGUAUUGCCAGCGCUACCACAACACACUUGUGUUUGACAUGCAGAGAAGGCGGGCAGGUGAGUACUGAGAACUGGGCUGUCUUGAAAACCUCCCUGUAUGCAACAGCUUCUCGUUCUGCCCCACAUGUACACACUCACCUGCUUGAAACGGCUGUGACAACAGCCCAGUUUGGCAAUUCAGAUACUGCCAGCAAUUUGUCAUCAGCUUCAAGGCAAAUGGUGGAAAGAAAGCCAGCACUGCAGCCAGAGGAGGCAGGCUCCAGGGGCAAAGAGGAGGAGGAGGUUGGAGAGGAGGUGGCUGGGAAUACACUGUCGUGGGUGACCAGACCGGUUCCUGAGUCUGCUGUUCCUGGGAAGGGGCAAGACUCUGGCAGAGGGACUCGACUCAUAGCAGCCCAACUUGGCAUCCUCCUUGUCUGCACAGCUGUCCUGGGCCUGGCUCUGGCAGCUGGGCUGCGCUGCCUCUAUGCCCAAUUUUGCCACAAGCGGACAGAAGUGUCCUUCAGUGAACCAGACAACAACGUUAUCACCGUGAGAGAAAACGGGGAGAUGAUGCACUUCCGAAAGAUCCGGGAGAACAGCUUCGUGCUGGUUCAGGCCGAGUAUAACUGGAUCAGCCCUUCAGGCAGCAGGAAAAAGACCAUAAUCUAG